This is a messenger RNA of Vanrija pseudolonga, 1569 nucleotides long. RefSeq lists its product as uncharacterized. The transcript has 2 exons. Bases 1 to 1569 code for a protein of 522 amino acids. Lineage: Eukaryota; Fungi; Basidiomycota; Tremellomycetes; Trichosporonales; Trichosporonaceae. The record is from RefSeq and is a predicted model, not a curated record.
AUGGCUCCCAACACGCGCAGCCGUGGAGUACCACCCAAGCCCCAGCCCAAGGCCAGUGCUCCACCCCAGGCUUCGACCAAGCGGAAGGCGGCUCCCAAAGCGAGCACGAAGAGCGAGCCCAAGAACCCGGCAGAGGACGCAGCCGACGACACUGCGCCUGCGCCGCCGCCCGGAGCGCCCGACGCCGACGACAACGACGACAUCGACCCACACGCCAUGACACCGGAGGAAGUAGCGCGCUUUGCAGCGCAACAAGGAACAGUUGAGGUCGACGACGACGAGCACGACCAACACGAGGCUGGGCCCAGCCGUCAGACUGCUGCACCGGCCCGCCGGGGCGGGCGCCCCGCGUCAUCCCAGCGCACCCCCACUGCGCCAGCGACACGCCGCAGCGGACGCCUCGCAGUGCGCCCCUCUGCACCACCAGCUGUACCAGCUGCACCCGUCAAUCAGGCUCCGGCUCCCGCCACCACUGGCGACAGCAGCAAAAAGAAGGCACCGACACCGACCAAGGCGCCGCCGAAAGGAAGGCCACAGAGGCAGCCACCCACUACUCAUCGUCUUGCCGCCGCCGCCUCGCCAUCCUUCCACUCCGAGAGCGACAAUAACGACGAUCAUCAGGGACCACCACCACCAAACCCAAACCCCAUUGGUAACGUCAACGUCAACGGCCACGCACCCUCCCCCGCCCAGCACAGCCAGCACACGACGUCGUCGCCGCACUCGUCCAAGGCGCGCACUGAGCGCUGGAUCGCCGACCUCGCGAAGAACGCGCCGAGCGACGCGGGUCCGCCGCCUUCCCCGCGGCUGCUCGCAGUUGCCCCCGACGACGGGCCGAGCCACCUCAGUAGCGUGAGUAACGGCCCGAGUGGGAGCUCGUCUGGCGGCGAAGGGUCUGCGUCAGAGGAGGAGGGUGAGGACGAGGGCAACGACCAGGGUUCAGGGGCAAGCGCGACAGAAGUGCCGGCCAAGCGUUCCCCAACACCCCAGCCCCCGAGGCGCUCUCCAACGCCCGCACCACCACAGGCAAUGCUAGCACCCAUGGCCCCGACAUCGAGCUUAGCGACGACGCCGCUCCCCGACCCCGAGCCGCAGCCGCUCGUGACGUACCGGCGCAAGCGGGCCCCAGCAGCCGCCGCCGCGGCCGCCGAGGCCGGGCCGUCGAAGAUGCCCAAGAAGCGCGCAGCAAGAACCGAGAGCAACGAGGAGGAGGUGGUGGCCCGCAAGCGCCCGCGCACAGCGCAGGACUUGAAGCGCCCGCGCGGGCGCAAGCCAGUCGAGGUUGAGGAGGAGGAGGACGAGCUGGCGCCGUCCGCGAGCAUCAAGUCAGAGCCGAGAGACGAGGUGCCAGCGCCGACGCCGACAAGCAAGAAGCGCACCGCGAACAGUUGGACGGCGGACAAGAAGCGCGCGGUGAUGGACCAUGUCGUCACCCUCGGCGUCGCACAGGUCAACUAUGCCAAGCUGUCCCGCGAGGUCGGGGUGCCCGUUGGCGCCCUGCGGAACGCGCUGCAGAAGGGCCACAAGGGUAACCUGCGCGACAAGGCCGUGAGCGGGGCUGGGGGGUAG